This is a messenger RNA of Neolamprologus brichardi, 798 nucleotides long. RefSeq names its product ciliary microtubule-associated protein 3. NCBI's taxonomy places the organism in Eukaryota, Metazoa, Chordata, Actinopteri, Cichliformes, Cichlidae. The record is from RefSeq and is a predicted model, not a curated record. Gene Ontology annotation, biological process: regulation of cell projection organization. Gene Ontology annotation, molecular function: cytoskeletal protein binding.
AUAGUUACAGCAAGCAGAAACACUACGACGGUCACAGGUGUUGGACAGCUAGAAAGUAGCUAGCAGUAUUUUUCCUCCUACUUGGGUUUUCGUUACGUUACCAAACGUUUGCUUCAACGAUGCUGACCGCUCCUGCUCAGAGAGUGUGUUUUGGGAGCUCACUGGAGAGGAGGCUGUUUCCUCUCCAUUACGCGCCAGACCGGCUGGGAAACCAAAUGGCACAACAGGGACCGCCACAUAUCGGCCCGGGAAGCUAUGACAACCACGAGUUUGGCACCAUAGUUUAUGACCUACAGAAGACACCUGGGAGUAAGAAAGGAUAUAGUCUCUCUGCAAGGACUGCUGUGCGCUUUCCGCCUUGUAACAAGGCAGUGACCCCUUCACCGUGGCAGUACCAGCAGGAUCAAAGUGGUUCUAGGGUCUCUCCUCCUGGCAAAAUAGCUUUCAACGCAAAAGCACAGAGGUUCAAACCCACACCGUGUACAUCUGAGAGGAGUCCAGGCCCUGGGACGUAUGCCGACGACAGAGUGACAAACAGGAAAGUGAGCUGGCCCAUGUGCUUUGGGAGACCGGACUGGUCCAGCCUGCCUCAAAUAGGCAAGAAGUCACUCAGGGUGAAGCUUGCCAGUGAAAAGGAGUACCUUAAACAGAGGAGCAGAGUGGCCUACCUGAAUUUGUACUAUUAACCCUGAAGGUCUUACAUGGAAACCUAUCGUGACACUGGCGAAGCAAGAAGAUGUUUUUUUGUUUUGUUUUUUGUCUUUCCCCUUAAAAUAUAAACAAAAUAUGAACAUGUAA